Molecule: messenger RNA, 1080 nt
Organism: Homarus americanus (American lobster)
Lineage: Eukaryota; Metazoa; Arthropoda; Malacostraca; Decapoda; Nephropidae
Product: vegetative cell wall protein gp1-like
Exons: 1
Coding region: 1-1080 (359 amino acids)
Source: RefSeq, a predicted model, not a curated record
AUGACCAGCAGGUCAGAGCAGGUCGGUGUGAGUCAUGGAGGUGAAGAGAAUGGGAGAAUCAAGGGACGUGGUGAGCUUGUCUACACUCCCCAGCUUAGUGUCAGGGCAACCCAGCCUAGACUAGUCAGCUAUACCUCCCCCAAGACCCAGCAGGUGUCCUUCAUCCAUCCCCCAAGACCCCAGGUGUCCUUCACCAUCCCCCAAGACCAGCAGUGUCCUCACCAUCCAGACCCAGCAGUGUCCUUCAUCCAUCCACCCCAAGACCCAGCAGGUGUCCUUCAUCCAUCCCCCCCCAAGCCCCAGGAGUGUCCUUCAUCCACCCCCCAAGCCCCAGCGAUUCCUUCAUCCCCCCAAGCCCCAGCAGUGUCCUUCACCCCCAAGCCCCAGCAGUGUCCUUCCCCCCAAGACCCAGCAGAGUGUCCUUCAUCCAUCCCCCCAAGACCCAGCAGUGUCCUUUCCCAAAGCCCCAGCGUGUCCCACCCCCAAGACCCAGCAGUGUCCUUCAUCAUCCCCCAAGACCCAGCAGAGUGUCCUUCAUCCCAAAGCCCCAGCUGUCCAUCCAUCCCCAAGACCCAGCGGUGUCCCAUCCAUCCCCCAAGACCCAGCAGUGUCCUUCAUCCAUCCCCCAAGACCCAGCAGUGUCUUCAUCCAUCCACCCCCCAAGACCCAGCGAGUGUCCUUCAUCCAUCCCCCAAGACCCAGCAGUGUCCUUCAUCCAUCCACCCCCAAGACCCAGCGAGUGUCCUUCAUCCAUCCCCCCAAGACCCAGCAAGUGUCCUUCAUCCAUCCAUCCCCCCAAGACCCAGCGAGUGUCCUUCAUCCAUCCACCCCCCAAGACCCAGCAGUGUCCUUCAUCAUCCACCCCCAAGACCCAGCAGUGUCCUUCAUCCAUCCACCCCCAAGACCCAGCGAGUGUCCUUCAUCCAUCCCCCCCAAGACCCAGCGAGUGUCCUUCAUCCAUCCACCCCCAAGACCCAGCGAGUGUCCUUCACCUCCACCCCCAGACCCAGCGAGUGUCCUUCAUCCCCCCCCAAGCCCCAGCGAGUGUCCCUUCACCCCCCUCCCCCACACGGCGCCUAA